AUGACUAGUUUGGACGAUAGUAUCAUUUCUGAUCAAAAUUUAAUGUUGUUAGACAACGUAACAAAUUAUACAAGAGCUUCAGUUGAUUAUUUUCAUCAUAGUUUCGAUUACAAUAAAUUAGAAAUGUCAGAAACUUGGGCUUUAUUAUUAAAAAUGAGAAAACAUAAAUUGUUACGUUUGCCAUCAUGUUCAUCAGAAGAUGACGAUGAUUAUUCGAUGUAUUUGAAAAGAUUACACCAUUGUCUUUGGAGACGUUGGGCUAUUCAUGAAUUUCAUUUGCAAGAUAAAAAACUUGAUCCUUUAGUGAUUAAUUGGAAUAAAGAAACUGAUGUUACUGUAUUAUAUGGUCCUUCUCUAUCAAAGGACAUAGAUCAACAAAAACAAGAAGAAUCUAAAACUGUCGAAAUUCCUUCAUUUAGUUCACAAGAUUCAGAUGAAAUUAAAAGUGUUCAUUCUGAUACAAAUUUAGAUUAUUCUUCUUCUUAUGAUAGUUACUCUUCUUCAGUUGAAUCUCAAACUUCUUCGAUUUUUGAUUCUCCUUCAAUUCUAAAGACUAAUCAUACGAAUAAUAAUACUUCUUCUUCUAUGAAGAAAAGUUUGAAAUUCAAUUCUUUGGUUCAUAGAAGAGAUAUUAAUCAAAGAGGCCAAUUUAUUGAGUCUGAUAUUAAAAUUAAUGAUAUAGAUUCUCAAAUGGAUUCAUAUACAACUUCAUUACAUCACAAUUCAGGAUCUUAUCAUUAUUAUGAUUUUAAUUCAAAAGCAGAACAAAAUACAUUAUUAUUUGAUGACGAUGACGAUGAAAAUUAUAUUACUACUUUUAAUGACCAACAAUCAGAUUCCUCUAGCCAUCACCAUCACCACCAUCAUCACCAUCAUCAUACUCAUAACCAUGUACGUACAGCUGUACGCCAUUGA
This is a messenger RNA of Maudiozyma saulgeensis, 915 nucleotides long. Lineage: Eukaryota; Fungi; Ascomycota; Saccharomycetes; Saccharomycetales; Saccharomycetaceae. The record is from the annotation of a GenBank genome assembly.